Balaenoptera ricei (Rice's whale) is the source of this 2583-nucleotide messenger RNA. RefSeq names its product phosphatidylinositol glycan anchor biosynthesis class K (gene PIGK). Gene Ontology annotation, molecular function: GPI-anchor transamidase activity. Gene Ontology annotation, cellular component: GPI-anchor transamidase complex. The transcript has 11 exons. Gene Ontology annotation, biological process: attachment of GPI anchor to protein; proteolysis; protein localization to cell surface. Bases 39 to 1226 code for a protein of 395 amino acids. NCBI's taxonomy places the organism in Eukaryota, Metazoa, Chordata, Mammalia, Artiodactyla, Balaenopteridae. The record is from RefSeq and is a predicted model, not a curated record.
UCCGCCCCUCCAGGGGCGCGAGGCUGAAGCCGGCAAACAUGGUCGACACCUGUUUUCUCGGCCGGGGUUUCACUACCCUGGUAGGGUUACUGCUCUUGCCCUUCGGCAGCUUGGCCGCUAGUCAGAUCGAGGAUCAAGCAGAACAGUUCUUUAGAAGUGGCCAUACGAACAACUGGGCAGUUUUGGUAUGUACAUCACGAUUCUGGUUUAAUUAUCGACAUGUUGCAAAUACUCUUUCUGUUUAUAGAAGUGUCAAGAGGCUAGGUAUUCCUGACAGUCACAUUGUUCUGAUGCUUGCAGAUGAUAUGGCAUGCAACCCUAGAAAUCCUAAACCAGCUACAGUGUUUAGUCACAAGAAUAUGGAAUUAAAUGUGUAUGGAGAUGAUGUGGAAGUGGAUUAUAGAAGUUAUGAGGUAACUGUGGAAAAUUUUUUACGGGUAUUAACCGGGAGGAUUCCACCUAGUACGCCUCGGUCAAAACGUCUUCUUUCUGAUGAUAGGAGUAAUAUUCUUAUUUAUAUGACAGGACAUGGUGGAAAUGGUUUCUUGAAAUUUCAAGAUUCUGAAGAAAUUACCAACAUAGAACUUGCAGAUGCUUUUGAACAAAUGUGGCAAAAAAGACGCUACAAUGAGCUAUUGUUUAUUAUUGAUACUUGUCAAGGAGCAUCCAUGUAUGAGAGAUUUUAUUCUCCUAACAUAAUGGCUUUAGCUAGUAGCCAAGUGGGAGAAGAUUCACUCUCGCAUCAACCUGAUCCUGCAAUUGGAGUCCAUCUUAUGGAUAGAUACACAUUUUAUGUCUUAGAAUUUUUGGAGGAAAUUAAUCCAGCUAGCCAAACUAAUAUGAAUGAUCUUUUUCAGGUAUGCCCCAAAAGUCUAUGUGUGUCUACUCCUGGACAUCGCACUGAUCUUUUUCAGAGGGAUCCUAAAAAUGUCCUGAUAACUGAUUUCUUUGGAAGUGUACGGAAAGUGGAAAUUACAACAGAGACUAUUAGUUUGCAGCCAGAUUCAGGAAUCAUGGAAAGCAGCUAUAAGAAAGACCUGAUGGAUGAGGAACUAAUGGAACCUCUGAAAUAUGCUGAACAACUUCCUGUAGCUCAGAUAAUACACCAGAAACCAAAGCUGAAAGAUUGGCAUCCUCCUGGGGGUUUUAUUCUGGGAUUGUGGGCACUCAUUAUCAUGGUUUUCUUCAAAACUUAUGGAAUCAAGCAUAUGAAGUUCAUUUUCUAGAUGCGAUGAUGUAUGAAGAACACUACAUGGAAGACUACAACCUUGGAUAAAAGUUCAUGUCAAUAUAUUUUUAAAAAUACAUUGCUCUUGUGUGAUUUGGCAGAAAGUAUAAGGAAGCUAAAUUUGAGAGAACGAUUGGUUUUAUAACUCAAAAAUAAUUGUUAAUGCAAGUGCUAAAUGACACUAAAUAUAUUUCAGUUUUUCAUUUUGUAUUAUUAAAAUAUUGGGACAAAGAGAUCGGAAUAUACUCACUGACUCUUUUUGAAAAUAAGAAUUUCCCCUUGUUUUAUCCCCUUUUCAUUUGGAAAAGAAAAAAAUGUGAAGACAUUAAAUUCUCACUAGCAGGGGUAACUUUUGUUAGUAUUUUUGUAUAUGUUCUCCCAGUCUUUUUCAUACUUUUUUUCUAAAAUAGAGAGCAUAUAGAACAUACCAUUUUAUAACCUUACUUGUCAUUUUGCAGUAUGUUGUCAACCCUUUCCCUCUCCUUGGAUAUUCUUCAAGAACACGUGAACGGCUGCACACUACCCAUUUUAUGAAUGUGCAGUAAUUUAUUUAAUAUUCUUCUAUAAUUAGACCACUUACUUUGUUCCCCAAAUUUUCUUUUGGUUCAUUCUUUAAUGUGUUAAUAUUUUGUCAGCUAUUCUUGGAAUUCUGCAGCUAAAAUGAUAAGUAAAUAUGAAUAAUCAGUUUCUUAAUCUGUGGUACUGACAGUCUCCAGGACCUUAUUUACUGUCAGUUUAUCUGGAAAACUUAAGCUCUUGGGGAAUUUCACAUACUGAUUGCUCAAGAGAAACAAACCUAAUCAUUUUUAAUUUCUAAGCAUUCUGUGAUCCUCUAGAAUUGAUCACCUCCUCUUCUGUUUCCAUGCUGAAAGAGAUGUUGUUUCAUUCUGUUUAAGGUAAACCUUGCCCACUGGCUGGAUCUACACUUUUUCUGGGACAAUCCCGUAAAAUGGAUGGACUGUAGGAAAAAUUCAUGCUUGUGGCCCUGUCUUCAUGUCUGACUGAUGUAUCACAUAAGGCAGUAAGCUCUUUUCUGGUCUCUGACAAGAUGCAAGAGCUUAUAUCCCCAUCACUGAUUUUUUUCAUCUUGCCAGCCAUCUUCAUAUCUAUCUCGUAACUGGAAAUGGUAUUGAGAUUGUGCUUUGCUAUCAGCCCCAGAUAUUGUUUUUUCACAUGUAAGCGGUAAAAAAAAGUGAAAGUUGAGUAUUCAUGUCCCGUGGGAUACUUUUUUGUAUUUUAUCUGUUUUAUCCAGGAACUUCGUGUUAAUCUUUAUUCACUAUGAAGAUAUGUUUUGUAAUUGUAGGAAACAUUCAGAAGACAACCCUUCCUCUACAAUAAAACCUCUUAAAAUUAA